This is a messenger RNA of Amphimedon queenslandica, 3563 nucleotides long. RefSeq names its product nephrocystin-3-like. NCBI's taxonomy places the organism in Eukaryota, Metazoa, Porifera, Demospongiae, Haplosclerida, Niphatidae. Gene Ontology annotation, molecular function: protein binding. The transcript has 34 exons. Bases 22 to 3357 code for a protein of 1111 amino acids. The record is from RefSeq and is a predicted model, not a curated record. Gene Ontology annotation, cellular component: Cul4-RING E3 ubiquitin ligase complex.
GGUUUGUAGGCGUGGUUUUAAAUGGAGGAAAAGAGAGAGGAACUUGUGACUAGACUCAGAGCUGAGCUUAGAGUCAACAAGAAAGCUUAUGCUCAGCUUCAAAAAGAGAAAGAUGACCUCUCAAAGGAGUUACAAGAAGCUAAGACACAAAUAGCAAAACUGACCGAAGACAUUGACAUGAAAGAGAGGUACUUUUCAGAAUACAGAGAGAACAAGGAGAAGGAAUAUAAGGAACUGUUAUUAAUUAAACAGGAUCUGGAGACAAGACUUAAAAUUGCAUUAGAAGUAGAUAGUGACAAUGCUGCAGAUCAGCAGAAAUUGAGCAUGUCAAUAGGAAGAAAUCAAGCAUGGCUGUCAAGCAGUGAGCCACAGCUGAGCUCAUCUGAAGCUGUGGAGAUGCUUAGAGGUUGGGAAGGAAUGGAGGGAACAUUGAAACUGUUCCAGGACCUCCUAAAGCUAGAAGAAGAAAAGUUUAAAUGGAAGCCCGGCACUAUGUGGACCUGCAAAUGGAAGCCACAUUUAAAGAUAUACAUAACUACAUCUGGAACUGCCUUCCCUCAAAUAAAUGAGAUUAUUAUGCCAGAGUUAGAAGCAAUGUGUCAAGCAAGUGGCUGCUCAAUAUCACCAAUCUUCAUCAGUAUUACUGAAUGUGAAGAAGCUAGUCUGGAAAUGGAUGCAAUCAUAGAGCUCUGCAUUCAAGAGGUGUCAAAGUCUGACCUAUUCAUUUGUGUCCUUCCUGCAGAGAUUAGCAAUCUGACUAAGCAUGAAGUAGAGUAUGGGUUUCUUAACAAUCCAGCAGCAAAGCCUUCAAUAUUUGUGUUCUUGGAUACAAAGUCAAGCAACAACUUAAAAUUGAGGCAAAGAGUCAAAAAAUUGGCUUCAAUGACGAAAAUAAUGGAGUCUAGCAGUUUUGAUGCUGAAGUGAUUCAAUUUGUAACAAAUGAAAUGAGACAAGCAUUAAAAUCAAGAUUUGACGUGAUUGAUUCCAGUGAUUUGGAUCAGGAUUCUUUAUUUGAUCAUUUGACUCUUCUCUCUGACAUGAGAGUUGAGUAUGAACAGCAGGACAUACUGAAGGCCCUCUACUCUCAGUCUCCUGAUAAACCAGCUGGUAUUGAAGUAACAUUUCGAAACUUGACUGCAUACACUAAUGAUGAACAAACUAAUGUAGCCCCAUACUUAAUUACUGCACCUUCUGGUAUUGGGAAGUCAACACUGCUAGCUAAAUGGUAUCAGCAUCUAAAGGAGGAACAAGCUUAUGGCGAUAAAGUUGAAAUUCUUUAUCAUUUUGUGACCAGAUCUUGUUCAUCUUCUUCUGAGACUUGUCUUAUGUAUCGCAGGUUUAUUUUUAAACUGAUUGCUCUCUGUGGUGAAGUUGGUAUUGCUACAGUACCUAGUGAUCCUAAUAAACUGGAGGAGGUAUUCAAGCAAUUACUGGACCUGGUCUCAGCUCGUAUGAACAUGCUGGGACUUGAUAUGGUGUAUAUACUGAUUGACAAUGUGGACCAACUAGUGGAACAGGCUAAUAUCAGUUGGAUAUUAAGACCACUACCUCAGAAUAUAAGAGUGCUGCUGACAGCUAACGAAUCCACUGACUGUCCUGACUCAUGGAGAGCUUUGCCUGUUUGUGUCCUUCCCUCGUUAACUGCUACUGACCUUCAGGAGGUGAUGAAAGAUGUGAGUUAUGGAACUGGAGCAAAUGAAUAUCAGCUAACUGAAGAUCAGGUUAUUUCUUUGAGUAUAUACACACCAAGCGACCCAUCACAUCUUUGGUGCAUUCUAGCAUCUAAAUUUGUACUGAGUGUUGUUCCAUCACUCUCUGAGUCUGAAGUUGAUGAAUUGAUUGAGUCUCUUGAUCAAGCAGAGGAAGUCUCUGAUCUUGUUAAACUGAUGAUUGAUGACUUCACUAAUAGACAGUCAGAAGCAUUAGGCUACUAUAUAGAUGAGAUAUUACAGCUCAUUUACUGGAGCAGGAACGGACUGUCACUGUUUGAAUUAACAAAUUGUAUCAGUGAUAUAUCUGUUACAAUUUUGCUGUACAUUUUGUCAGAACUAGAGAAAAGAUCAAUAAUAUCUCAACUGGGAGGACUCUAUUGCUUCAGUAAUGAGCCAAUACAGCAGUUUGUAGCCGUCAAGUAUGAGACUGACGUGAAUCAUUUGUUGCAGUGGACAGACAUUCUUACUGGCUUCUUCGCUAACUUAACAAGAGGACCUCUUUCUCGCUCUUCUUCUGAGCUCCUAUGGCUGCUAAAAAGAGCUCCUGGUAAGAAGAUUGAUCUAACUAAAGCUCUACUGAACAUUGAUCUACUCAUACAAAUUUACUGCGGUGGUGAGAGUUCAUUGCUCUUGCGGUCAUGGAAGUCACUUGGAGUGAGGACUACUGAUAUCUGUAGCCAGUAUUAUAAUGAACUUCAGUCUUGGGAAAUGAAAGCACUUGGUGACAGAUCAGCUCUCCUUUAUACUGCAAUGCUGUUCUGUACUGCAGGGAAGAUCCUCUGUAACCUUGGACUGGGACUUCAUGCUCAGCCAUUACUGCAGCACUCACUGGAACUGUAUGAGUCCAAUGCUGAUCCUGACUCAGUACAAGUUGGUAAUGUCAUGUUUGAACUGGCCAGUCUCUACACUGAGACUGAGAGAUUCAGUUCUGCUGAGAGUUUUUAUAAACAAGCUUUGGAAGUAUUUGAGAAUUCUUGUGGUGAAAACUCAAGAGAAGUGCUAAAGGUAUUAAGUUCACUGUUAGUGUUAUAUGAGGAGAUGAAAAGACCAGAUCUGUUAGACACUGUGACACCUCAUCUAUACAGCGUCAAGGAAAAGAAUAACCUUCUGAAGUCUAAUGCUCUCAGUUUGUUGAUGAAAAGAGCUGAUGAACUUGAGUCCAUUUUGACUGAUUUUGAUGAGUCGGACGUCCCAACACAAUCAGAUAUACUGGCAAUGAAUGAGUGGUGUCUGCUCCAUGCCACCUUUGGAGACAAAAAGGUUGCAGAGAAGUAUCUACUUGAUAACUUGCAGCAAUCUGAAGAUGUUCUUGGGGACGGUCACCCUGUCACCAUGAUGCUGCUAAAGAAUAUGGUCACCUUUUAUCAACAAUUGAAAAAUUUUAAUGAUGCUAUUCCUCUACAAUGUCAUAUAAUAGAGCUCAGAGAGAGACAGUGUGGCGUUGAUAGCACCAGUGUUGCAGCUGCUCACAAUAACCUUGCUGUGUUCUACUGCUGCACAAAUGAUUAUCUCACUGCAAUACAUCAUUACAAUGUUGCUUUGGAGAUAUACACUAAACUUUAUGGGAGUGGCCACUCACUGGUACAAGAUACAGCUGCUAAUAGAGAUUUGGCGGCAAUGCAACUUGAACCACAAUCAUUAUAACUCAAUUAAUUAAUUCAUUUUAAAUCAAUCAGCACUUAUACACACUAAAAAAUAAUGACUCCUGUAAUUAAUGAUGAAAAUUCCUUUAAAAAUUAAUAAUAACAUUGAUAUUGAUUAUCAAUACACCUGCUGUUCAUGUACAGUCAGAUCUCACGUAUGCCUUUUUAAAAACAUUUUUCAAUUUUACAUAAUAUAAACUAAAAGAG